Molecule: messenger RNA, 954 nt
Organism: Protopolystoma xenopodis
Lineage: Eukaryota; Metazoa; Platyhelminthes; Monogenea; Polystomatidea; Polystomatidae
Source: the annotation of a GenBank genome assembly
AUGGUUUCCCCAUUUCCAGUACUUGAAUUUUCUGAUCCAGGCUCUGCCACCUUCACGGGUCUUCAAUGCGCCUAUUUAUUUCUUAUACCUACUCAGGUUUUUCUGCUUUUGCUGAUGGAAUGCAAAGGCCUUGAACAAAUGCUUUUCUGUGAUGAUUGUGACCGAGGAUAUCAUAUGUAUUGUCUAAAGCCACCUUUAUCCGAACCUCCCGAGGGAAGUUGGAGCUGCCAGCUCUGUGUUGACUGCUAUCAAUCGAACGCUGCAUCGAACACCAAAGGUUCUGCAUUGUCUGCCUCAGUGAAUUUGCCAGCCGCUUCUUCAAUCUCUACCUCUUCUUUAUCCUCGGCCUCUUCCACAUCCUCAAGCUGUACCUCAGCCGAUGCCCUUCUGGUCUCAUCAUCCGCACCUGGAACUGGUAACGGUAGUAUUGAAGGAACACUUAUGCUCGGUCCUGGUCCUAUUUUUAAUGGCAGAGGCAGUGCACAUUUGACAAGCUAUAGUAAAUCCGAUUGUAACAUUGCAUCAAGUAUCACAACGGCAGAUCCUAGACUCAGGAGUGGAUUAGUCGCCGAAGCCCUCGGGCAGGUGUCAUGUUCCACCGGGUCCAAACCUACCUCGAGUGACUACAUAUGCCCAUCUCCUAAUACCACUUUACAGAGUCAUUUGCUAUUUUCACAAUCUGUCUCUGGAAUAGGGCUUCCUACAAACCAAUCAAGGUUGCAUAAUUGCCAAUCAAUUAUAGCUCAACUCCCUGGUCAGUAUAUUCCCAAUCCGUCAUGUUUGACAUCCGUAUCCCAGCAUGAAAAUGCCUCAAUUUCACUUAAUACUGUGCUACCUUCCGGAUUAUCUUGCCCACCCCCCUUGGUUACUUCUGUUACAAACCCGGUUUCCGGUUCAGUCUCGGCUACUGGGAUUUCAGCUUUGCUUGGCAUGACCAAUAGCAGUCUGAUUUAG